Triplophysa dalaica is the source of this 1132-nucleotide messenger RNA. RefSeq names its product eukaryotic translation elongation factor 1 delta a (guanine nucleotide exchange protein) (gene eef1da). The transcript has 9 exons. Gene Ontology annotation, biological process: translational elongation. Gene Ontology annotation, molecular function: guanyl-nucleotide exchange factor activity; translation elongation factor activity. The record is from RefSeq and is a predicted model, not a curated record. Gene Ontology annotation, cellular component: eukaryotic translation elongation factor 1 complex; cytosol. Bases 62 to 1036 code for a protein of 324 amino acids. Lineage: Eukaryota; Metazoa; Chordata; Actinopteri; Cypriniformes; Nemacheilidae.
AUUAUAAAGCAUCGUGUGGAUAAGUUUGCGUGUAACACACCCCUCUGUCGGCUAUAAGUUCAUGUUACCCGGCUCUCACGUUCUCUUUUCUGUAACGAGGAAUCCAGCGGAGAAGUUGAAUUCGAAACCGCUUGUCACUUAUCAAACUUUUCAAAACAUUGCAAUGAGCGCACUUCAGGGACUUGCCCAGGAGAAGAUCUGGUUUGACAAGUCCAGAUAUGAUGAGGCCGAGCGGAGUUUCUAUGAGGGGGACAACGGCAUAGAACAGACUCCACAGGAGAAGGAAGCUAGUGCCAUCCUGCAGGACAUUGCUAAAGCCCGAGAGAAUAUCCAGAAAUCCCUAUCCGGAGUCAAGACUGCACUGCAGGCUUGUAAAGGACACGCUCGCUCUCAGAAACCCAGAGAGAGGAAGACUAGUCAAAAUGCCAGUAAAUCUGAAGAUCAGAGUGAAGUCAUCUCUCGCAUGAAGAGCCUGGAACUGGACAACAAGAAUUUGCACAAAGUGGUGGAUGAUCUCAGAGCCAUGCUGUCCAAGCUAGAAUCCAGAAUGGCCGUGCUGGAGAAAAGCCAAGGGCCUGCUAAAAAAACAGCUCCCAUCGCCAAGGCUGCUCCCAUCCAGAAGCCCAAGGUUGCAGAACAAAACGGUGCUGAUGACGAUGAUGACAUUGACCUUUUUGGCAGCGAUGAGGAAGAUGAGGAGGCAGAGCGCAUCAAAGCCGAGAGAGUUACGGAGUAUGCAGCGAGGAAGUCCAAGAAACCCGCCCUCAUCGCCAAAUCCUCCAUUCUAUUGGACGUCAAACCUUGGGAUGAUGAGACCGAAAUGAGCAAGCUGGAGGAGUGUGUACGCUCCAUACAGAUGGACGGCCUCCUGUGGGGAGCUUCUAAACUGGUUCCCGUCGGCUACGGCAUCAAAAAGCUCCAGAUUGGCUGUGUGGUUGAAGAUGAUAAAGUUGGAACGGACAUUCUGGAAGAGGAGAUUACAAAGUUUGAGGAUUAUAUCCAGAGUGUUGACAUCGCUGCUUUCAACAAGAUCUGAGCCCGUUACAUCCAAAAUCCACCUCACACUGGGUUACAUCUGCUUUUAUAUUGCACGGUUACCAAUAAACUGUUCAGCCACAUGAACAAAACAUCA